This is a messenger RNA of Rhipicephalus sanguineus (brown dog tick), 1649 nucleotides long. RefSeq lists its product as uncharacterized. The record is from RefSeq and is a predicted model, not a curated record. The coding region runs from base 1 to 984 and encodes 327 amino acids. The transcript has 4 exons. NCBI's taxonomy places the organism in Eukaryota, Metazoa, Arthropoda, Arachnida, Ixodida, Ixodidae.
AUGGCGGCAUCAAAGGCGAGCACCGGCCGGCUGUACUUUUCCAUCGCCUAUGAUUUGGCACUUCUGCGCGAAGUAAACGCGCACAACCCAUUUCAAGAUCCUUCGCGGUGGGAAGGCAUUGUGAAGAACAUGAACUUUGCUCUGGGAAAAGUGUUUAGUGCGCGCGCCUUGCGCGAAAGGCUGGACCUUCUGUUGGCACAGUUCAUCGCAAACGACCGCGCCAGCCUCAGAAAGUCUGGAACCGAAGAAGAGUACGAGGAAAAAGAAAGGCUGCUACAGGAGAUAUGCAGCCUCGCAAAAGACUUCGGCUACAAGGUCAAAAGCCGCAAAGCGCAGUCCUCUGCGGGUCAGAGGGUCAGUGCGGCUGUGACCCGCGACACUGCCGCUGCUACGUUGGUGCCAGCGUCGCAAGUCGCCUUCGAGCCACUCAGCGCAGAUGCAAGUUGUGACGACGCAUCUCAAAGUGCUGCAGACCUGCUGGAGAGAAUUGUACAGGGCACCGACAUAGCCGCAACACCUGGCCCCUCGGACGAAACCACGACCACUGCUAAUAACCCGCGGCAGGAGGCAUCAACGAAUGCGGACGACAGGCCCGAUACUGAAGGAGCUGCCCAAGUUGUGCCUAGAAGACGCAGGGCUCAAGCAGCGACGGCUAGUGCGGACUAUGAAUUCAUCGAGAAGAGGUGGAAACACGAGAGGGCCCUGAAAGAGAAGGAGCACGCGCUUGAGAUGGAGCGUCUGGCCGUCGAAAAGCUCCGAAUCGAGCGAAAGCAACAACGCUCUGAGAAAAGGCACGCGCUGAAACGAGAGAGAACUGAAAGAGAGCUGCAACUGAGAGAGCGGGAAAUGGAAAUUCGCGAACGCCAGCUGCAAGCACAACUCGACGAAGCGAGCCAAAGAGAGCAACUGUCGAGAUUCCACAAGGCUACUCAAGACGCGAUACUCAAAAUUGUAGAAACGAUUUGUGAAAAGUUGGCAAAGUAAAAAGCAUGUAAAUAACAUUCGGCUGGGUUGACAAGAACGCAGACUAAAUAAUGUAACAGCGCUUGUGGCUGGGCCGGAAAUCCAGCCCGCGACCUCAACCUUAAUUUUAUUAUGGAAACAUUUCAGUGUUGCUGAGAAGACACUUCGAGAUUGUACACCUGAAUUAUUACAGCAGAAGAACCGACAUUUGGGCGAGUUGGAUUGCGUUAAACAUGAUGAGUGGUUUUCAGCGCAAACGGCGAAACACAAAGAAGAACGAGGAAAACGAACACCAGCGUUCGUGUUCCUCCUCCUUCUCUGUGUUUCGUCGUUUGCGCUGAAAACCAUUCAUCAUGUUUAACUGAAUUAUUACAGUUGUACAUUUUUGCAAUAAUCUGCCUUAAAUGUGCUUCAUGUGCAAUACGUCUUUUUUUUCCUUUACUGUGUCAGAAAUGGCGACACACAGGUUUCUGCCUGAUGGCCACACAUGUCACCAAACUUUUGACUCUACUAUUCACUGGCAAGCAGACCUCGUCAUUUUCGCAUCACAUUUGUUUUUAAAUUGUUCGUGAAAUUAGAGCUUCAUAAGAUGAAAGCCAGCUGCUUACGUCUUUCUCUUGAGUGUUUAUUAGUUUGUUUUUUUGUUUCAUGUCAACAAUUUAUGCUUGACAAUAAAGGAAGAGAAA